CGAAGCUGCUACAACAACGGGACUCUAUGAGCACAGCUCCGGCUCUGUGUCUGGUCAAGACCCACAUAUCUGUCCUUUGUCUGGUUGUUUCUGAGGCGGGCUUGUAACGGCUGCCUCAGCUGGUGGACAAACACUCAGAGUGGGCGCUGGGAGAGUCAGUGACCCGGAAUGUGAGGUUUUAGGAGAAGGAAGCGGUGGAUCAUACUGAUGCGGAAUUUACGAGAAGAUCUCGAAGAGGAGAGUCAGGCCUACGUCGUCUUCUAUUAGUUUGACCGCCAUGUUUGCACUCUGUUGGACAGCCUGAGCCAGCUGCUUCUCUACAAGCAGUGACAGUGCACAGUGGUGCGUGAGCAGUCCACAUGAUGUGUCCAGGGCUCUGAGCUGACCCACCGGACAGACGCUGUUCUGUCUCGUUGGUGCGGUGAACACAGGCAGGUCUGAGCAUGCAGUCUUAAUGAGAUCAGUCAGGGCUCCUGUGAUCCUAAACCCAUCAACAUGGAGUUUGUAGUUAAGAAGAUACUGGGCAGAAAACUCACAGCUCCUCCAAGUUGACAGGCCCCUCCUACAUUUCCUCUGUCCAAUGGAAGCCAAAGGAUGCAGCCAGAGAUGGAAGAUGCACCUCCCAGAGUUUAAGCACAGCAGAAGAUGCUCAAGUCUGACGUCAAAAGACAGUGAAAGAGGCAAAACAGAAACAGAGAGAGACAGAGGACGGUCACACAAAAGUGUUUCUCUGGCGUCCACCUCCAGGUUUAUGACAGACAGACAGUAUGUGAUGAGGAAGCCUUUGUUCUCUGCAGAACAGCAUACAUCCAUCUUAAAGAAGACACAGGAGCACACACAGAAGGAGGAACUCUCAGGUGUUAACAGAAGAGAACAAACUGAUAUGAACUUCUCGACCAGACCAGGAGAAGAGCUGACCCCAGAGAGCUUCAGCCGUUCUCUCAGAGAUGUCUCACCUCCCUCAGCCUCCAGCGAAGACCUCGGCUCACCCUUGGGUGUCUCAGACCUCAGGCUUUACCACAAAAUAUCCACUUCUGGAUCACCUUUCUCUGCCAGCAGAUCAGCUCAGCGGAGCCUCUUCAGCUCCAUCCUGGAAGUCCAGAGACUAAACCCUCCUCAGAGACCACGACUGACCUCCACUGUCCUGAAUCCUACCUACAGCCCUCGCUCAGGGUACUCGAGGCCAGGCCAGAUGGAGGGGAGAGGUAGGGGAGAGACCAGACAAUGGUCUUCUGGAGGACACUCAAAAGGAGACUCCAUGUCUCCCUAUCAGGCAGACUACUGGGCCUGUGCCAUCCCUAAAACCUUGCCUCCAUCUCCAGACAGGCAUUCUGCAGGCUGGGACCCUAACAGGGAGUACCAGGCCUUGCUGGACUACACCUACCCCCUAAGACCAGGACAGGUGGUCAGUGAGUGGGACAGCUCUGAGCUCCAGGGAGACUCUGAGCUCCAGGGAGACUCUCUCCUGCAAACAGACCUGCAGGACUCAGGGAUUGAACUGGACCAGCUUUGUAGCUCUACCAGCCUGUCAGGUUUGGACUUUUCUGUGAACGGUACAGGGCAGACCAGAGACAGAAGUCCUCUCUGUGCUGGUGAUAGGUCACCUGACCCGCCAGGGUUCACCAGAUCCUCAGAUGGUCUGCCCUCCAGUACCCCGCUCUCUCUACCAGACCCUGUGGGUUUGUCCUUGAACAGUUUGGAUUGCAGUCCGGACAGAGGUGGACUGGAUCCUCACAUGAGUGGUGAUGAUCACCGUCAUCAGCACCGUGCACCAUCCUCCUCCACCUCCACCUGUCUCUUUCCUCGGCCCAGGCGUGUGUGUGGGGAGGUGGACGAAGAGUUCAGGCCUCUUCCAGAGCAGCUGGAGGAGCUGCAGCUGCUGUCCAGACAGGUGAGGGAGGUGACAGCCAAGCUGAGGCGGCCCGUCACAGCCAGCUGGGAGUCUCUGGAGCCCAGAGCCACCUCCAUCCUCUCCUCCAUCACCCUGCCUGAGAAACAGGAGGCCGAAGACGAGGAGGGAAGCAGUCAAGACGCAGCUGAGGGAAAAGAUGAGAUGGACAGAGAGGAGAGGAGCACUGUUCGAACAGCAGCUGGUCAUAGGGGCUCUGAGGCAGUGAGGAGGACCUCUGGAGCCUUGGUGGAGCCUGUUGGAGGGGGACUGAGUCGGUCCAGUCUCAGGGAGGCGGAGGCUUUGGUGGAGCAGCUGCGUGGCCUCACCCUGCCUGGCAGCCAGGAAGACAGACAGCAAAGUGACUCUCUGAUGAAGCACAUCCAGGUCUUCUGUUCACAUCUGGAGCAGCUGAUCCAGCAGCUGUACACAGUGUCAGAGAAGAUGGAGGUGCUGGCUGCACCCACUGCAGACAUCGAGAGUGUGAAGUCGUCUCUGGCUGAGUAUCAGAGUUUUCAGAGAGCGGUGAGCAGCCAUCAGCCCCUGACCUCCUGUGUCCUGCACAGCGGACAUCUUCUGCUCAGCUGCAUCAACACCACGUCUCCACUUUUAAGAGACACCCUGCAGCUGAUCGAGAGGCAGUCUGGAGCUCUGCACACCUACACCGAACACCUGUUCUCCUCCAUCCUGUCGGCCAUGGACAGCCUGACCCAGCCCAGUCUGCCCAGUCCGGUCCAGCAGAGCAGAGGGGAGGAGCCGCGCCCUGUUGGGCUGCAGGGGUCCACUUUGUGAACAGACUUCAGGACACGUCUGUGAUUUAUUUCACUUAUUUUUGGCCUUUGAUUGCUUACUUAUUAAAACCAAUUCUGGUCUUUGAUACAACAAUCUUAUUUAGGGAUUCUCAAAAAGCACAAGUGACUUUUUUUCUACACGUUAGCAUGUUGGCUAUGAACGAUAACAUGCUGCGGAGCAAGAUGUCCAAAGAUGUUCAUGAAGGAAACAGGGGUGUGAUGUCUAAAGUGAACUGAUCACAUUGACUAAUACAGGAAGAACUGUCUGAAGAAUUACAUGUUUUUAUCAUAAUAUUGCACUAUUUUUUCUACUCAUACUCACUGUCACUGUUGUAUUUUACAAGACUUAACCCUCCUCUGAUCACUUGAAGUGCCUCUGUAGCCACAAUACUAGAAACACGACAGACACAAUGAAGGAUGGUCAGAGUACUACACUGUGUCUGCUGUUACUGCUGCACAGGAAGAACAAACAGCAGCUAAACCCUCUCUAAGUCUGACUGUGAGCAAUUCAGUCAAUGUACCAGCAAUUUAAAAACGCUUUUCUAAAUGGACUCACUGAAUUUGAAUUUAAAAAACUCAGUAAUAAUACAAAGGUCAUUGAACCUUAAGGAGAAGAGUUAAAGGUGUUUUGUAGAACUCUUUUUAUUUCAAGGAAAUGUGAACUUGGACUCGGAACAGUUAGUGUGUUGGUCCAGCCCAGUUCUGCAGAUCAUACAGAGAGAGAUGAUGCAGCUUUUUACAUGAUGCAAUAAUCCCUCAUUUCUCCUUUUAAAGACAGAGCUCUGACAUACAGCCACCAGCUGAGGCUGUGAUGGUGGUGGAGAUGGUUGUUGCUCCAGCUCCAGCUGCUGCUGUGGUUCAAUCCGAUGCCGAUUUGAACCUGUGGUGCUUCUAUCAGAUAUGACAGAUGACAGAUGUUACCACCAUGAGUUGAAGAAUACAGUAGCUUCAAUAUGAUGGUCAUCCAGCACAGCCACACCAAUCCCUUAAACUACCUGUACACAUAAAAUACAGUGGCAAGCAAGAAACACACAACACAGCAUCAGUCAGUGUUGCCCACAGUGUGUCAUACAAGCAGUGGUAUCGCAAAAUUCAACCAGAAAUUCAGUGUCCCAGUCAACCCAACACCAGAGUCAGUCUCUCAGCCAGAGUCAAGUUUCCUGCUCAGUCAGAGGUUUCUUGGUCUCUGUGAAGUGUGUCAGAGAAACUCUCUCUCAAUGUUAAACUAAGAAACUAUAAACUAAUGUGUCACAGCCAGAAUCGUAACAGAGCAUCACUCCAUGACUGUAGUCAUAAUCACAGCUACAGUCUGUCAGACAUCUGAUACCUGUUACUAUAUAUAGCCUUUCUCUGUGGAUCGGGGGGGGGGGGGUGCAAAAGAUAUUGAGAGGUAACAUAAAAUAUUAACACAAACACAGACGUGACCUUCCGGGGCUCUGUAGGAAGUAGGAAGUUAUCUCAAGGCAUUUUCCAAAUAGAACAGGUCUAGACCUUCACUUUAUAAUAUUAUUUACAGACCCAACAAUUCCCACCAAGAGCUGCACCAGGCGACAGUGGCAAGGAAAGACUUCCUUUUAAGAGGCAGAAACCUCGAGCAGAACUGGACUCAGGGUGGGCGGAGCCAUCUGCCUCCACCGGUUGGGUUCAUAAAUGAUGCAUCAUUUAUGAAUAAAGUGAACCAAUAUCUAAUAGCUGUUUUGAAGAAGGUCAAUUACUGGCACAAUAGUGAGAUAGUUGCAUCGUGAACCGCUCUGUGUCCGGCCUUCACUCCAUUCUGACCUGUGAUCAGCUGGUGGACAGUCAGACACCAUGUACUGUACUGUGGGACAUUGCUACUUGCACUAUGAUCUGAGUUUCUUACAGGGUCUCACGGCUUUAACAGGACAGCUGGGUCCAACCUACACACACAGCCUUAAAACAUUUUUGAUGUCACUCACUGUUGUGUGUUAACGAGUAUGGUAAAGGGUCAGUUCACCCAAAUUACACAAGAAGACAUUUUCUCUGUUCUCUCCAGUCAGAUAGUUGUAGUUUUGUGUGUCUCCUUCCACAAUCUGUGAAUUACUUCUGUCGCUAGCUUUCAUUGGACCUUCUUUCUUCCUCAGAUACACUAUCAUCCUCAGAGACACAGACAUGGUCAUUUUGUCAUUUGGGUGAACUUAUCCUCUUAAAAAGCUCAAACCUUUCACUAUACUGUCACUCAAUUAAAGUCACUGAAUAAAC
Seriola aureovittata is the source of this 4899-nucleotide messenger RNA. RefSeq names its product centrosomal protein 68 (gene cep68). The transcript is spliced from 10 exons. Bases 581 to 2680 code for a protein of 699 amino acids. NCBI's taxonomy places the organism in Eukaryota, Metazoa, Chordata, Actinopteri, Carangiformes, Carangidae. The record is from RefSeq and is a predicted model, not a curated record.